AGCGCUCGCGCACCUCUCGGAGUCCCAGCCAAGCCCACGAGCAGAGAGGAAGGAAAAGUUUGCCAAAUGGAUUUCUCUGCCGGAUUAAGACCUUUAUUAUUUUCAUAUGUACUCAUUAAUGGCAUACUUAUCACUCUACAGACUAAAGAAGAGGUGCUUCUGGAUAUGAGGGCAACAGGAGGUGAACUGGGCUGGUUGACAUGGCCCUUAGAUCAGGGAGACAAGCCCGGGUGGGAGGUCACCCAGAGGACCCUGAACGGCUCUCAGUUCUACACCUACUCCGUCUGCAAUGUUGCGGAACGUGAGCAGGACAACUGGCUGCGCACCACCUUCAUCCAGAGGCAUCCAUCGGCUUCGCGGGUUUUCGUUGAACUUCAAUUCAUCGUACGCGACUGCAACUCUUUCGAUGCCACCUCGCUGACCUGCAAGGAAACCUUCAACCUCUUCACAUCCGAGUCGGACGCGGACGUGGGGACCACCUUCCACAAGGGCCAGUUUAAGAAAGUUGCCACCAUAGCGCCUGAUGAGAUCACCAGCAAAAAUGACCUGCGCAUCAACACUGAGACGCGAGUAGUGGAGAACCUGUCGAGAAAAGGCUUCUACUUGGCUUUUCAAGACAUCGGAGCCUGCGUGGCCCUUCUCUCAACCAGGGUGUACUACAAAACUUGCCCGGCCACAGUGAAGAGCCUCGCGUCUUUCCCGGAAACCGUGGCCGGAGGGGAGAACCAGGCGCUGAGGGAAGUGAGCGGCGUGUGCGUGGAUAACGCCGUCAGCGAGGAUUUGCCUCGUAUCUACUGCACUGUGGAUGGGGAGUGGGUGGUACCAGUCGGACAGUGCCAGUGCAAACCAGGCUACGAAGAAGUCAAAGAUGCGUGUCAGGAAUGUCAGCCAGGCUUCUUCAAAGACGCACCAUCCAGUGACAAGUGUGAGCAGUGUCCUGCCAACACCCAGAGGCUGGACACUGGGGCUUUGUUUUGUCCCUGCAUGGAUGGCUUCUACCGUGCUCCCAGUGACCCCCCUACUGGACCCUGCUCAGGCCUCCCCUCCGCACCACAAGACCUCAUAUCCACCACCACCCAGCUCUCAGCUGGAAAACUCCUCCUCUCAUGGAGCCCGCCUGAAGACACCGGCGGUCGAACCGACAUCACCUACAGCGUUGAAUGCCAGCGCUGCGAGGGCAUUGUGUGCCAGGCCUGUGGAGAGAAAAUCCGCUACGAGCCGGCCAGCACCGGCCUGACCCAAACCAAAGUAUCCGUGAGCGAGUUGGACGCUCACCUCAAUUACACCUUUACUGUGGAGGCACAUAGCGGCGUGUCGCUGUUCGCGAGUCAGGCAUCUCCGCGGGCUUUUAGACCGCCAUCUACCAGCGCUCUGACUACAUCCCUGCACUACACAGACCCGCCAAAGAUUACCACCAUGCGACUGGUGGAGAAGACUUCUACCAGCUUGUCCCUUUCCUGGGAUGUUACACCCCGCCCUCGGGCCCAACCCCGUACCAUCCGCUAUGAACUGACCUACCGCAAGAAGGAUGAUAACUUGGAUGUUACUACCUACAUUGUGCUCCUCCUGGAGAAGAAUUAUGUGCAGAUCAUGGAUCUGGCCCCAGGCACAGCCUACCUGUUCAGGGUGCAGGCCCUCAGCAGUGAUGGCAGCCCUGGAGGCUCCAGCAUGGAGGAACAAUUUGAGACUUCUCCUGAAGGACGCCUAACACAGACCAACACGGCAGGCAUCCUUGGCGCAGCGGUUGGAGGAGCGGCCAUGUUGUUCAUUGUGGUCGUGGUCCUGUUCCUGCGCAGACGGAAAAGAAAUUCUCACUCCAGGCAAGGACCAGAGGACACAUAUUUCUCAAACUCAGAGCAAUUAAAGCCUCUGAAGACCUACGUGGAUCCACAUACAUAUGAGGACCCCAACAUAGCCGUCCUGAAGUUUGCCACAGAAAUCCACCCCAGCCACAUAAGCAAACAGAAAGUCAUUGGAGCCGGGGAGUUUGGUGAGGUGUAUCGCGGCAUCCUGAAGCCUCCGGGGAGGAAAGAAGUUGCAGUAGCGAUCAAGACACUGAAGCCGGGUUACACGGAGAAGCAGAGGCAGGACUUCCUAAGCGAGGCCUCCAUCAUGGGCCAAUUCUCCCACCAGAACAUCAUUCGGUUGGAGGGGGUGGUCACCAAAUGUAAGGAUUUCUGUGAGUUUUUCAAACAUGCCAUGAUUGUGACCGAGUACAUGGAGAAUGGAGCACUGGACAGGUACCUCAAGGACCAUGAUGGCGAGUUUCCCUCCUUCCAGCUGGUGGGCAUGCUGCGCGGCAUCGCUGCCGGCAUGAAGUACCUCUCUGACAUGAGCUACGUGCACCGAGACCUAGCUGCCCGCAACAUCCUCGUCAACAAUGAACUGGAGUGUAAAGUGUCAGACUUUGGACUGUCCAGGGUGCUGGAGGACGAUCCUGAGGGGACGUAUACUACAAGUGGAGGUAAGAUCCCUAUCCGCUGGACGGCUCCAGAGGCAAUAGCAUACAGGAAGUUCACCUCAGCUAGCGAUGUGUGGAGUUUUGGCAUCGUCAUGUGGGAGGUCAUGGCCUUUGGCGAGAGGCCUUACUGGGAUAUGAGUAACCAUGAGGUGAUGAAGGCUAUCAACGAGGCUUUUAGGCUGCCUGCGCCCAUGGACUGCCCCUCCGCUGUUUACCAGCUGAUGCUGCAGUGCUGGCUCCAGGAUCGCUCCAAGAGGCCGCGCUUUGGAGACAUCGUCAACCUUUUGGACAAGCUGCUGCGGAGCCCAGACUCCCUGAAGACCAUCGCAGACUUUGACCCACGCAUAUCCAUUCGCCUGCCUAGCACCAGCGGCUCGGACGGUUCCCCCUUCAGGUCGGUGUCUGAGUGGCUGGAGUCUAUCAAGAUGAGUCAGUACAGCGAGAACUUCGCCUGCGCUGGGGUCGUCACCAUGGACCAGGUCCUGCAGAUGAAGAACGAGGAUAUCAAGAACAUCGGGGUGAGGCUGCCUGGCCAUUUGAAAAGAAUCGCCUACAGCAUCUUGGGUUUAAAGGACCAGACCAGCACCCUGAGCGUCUUUGCAGUGUGAUCCUGACAACAUAAAGGGAAUAAACUCGGGCACUGAAGCCGGCAGCCUUUUGAACUCUAAGCUGAGCUGGAGCGACUCUGCAGGCGCGGCCUCGGAUCAGCAGGACCAAGAGAACUUUGCCAUCCAAUGAGGCCGACUAAAUCAGACUGACUUACUGUACAUUUUUUAUUUCUUCAUCUUAUCCACGCGGGAAUGGAGCAAAUAUACAACAAUAGAUGUAUCACGUAGACUCUGUAUAUUUAGAUAUCUAUUUUUACUAUACACAUCUUCUGUACAGUCACAAUUCAUUGCUCAUACAUUUAUUUUCCCCCCUUCAUUUUCGCAUUCCUGCUUCAUAAAAAUCAACAAUUAAGCGAGUUCUGGGAACGGAUAAAAUUGCACCCUGAGCUUGUUGCGUUCAGCUUGAAACAAACAAGGGAAGCACAGUAAGUGUGAUGGUGUGUGAGCAGUGGAGCCCAGCCCAGCCUAUGCUCAGGUUGCGGUUGGUGCUGAUGUCAUGGCGUCUCCCUUUUAAUUGGCACUUUGGUCCAUUUCCUGUAAGACCAAUGAGGACGGAGGGUCGGGAGGGCUGAAAUGGGCUUGAGCUGGCCAAGUUAAAGAGACGGUGCUGCUUAGGUUUAUAAACACAGAUGGACUUGCUGUUGUUACUGGCCUUCUGCUGGCUUUGUAUUGAAAUUAAGCUAUAAACAUAUAUGUAAUGUUUUAUGAAAAGAAGAAGAUAUAUUUGAGGUACUCGUUGUGUACAGAUUACCAAACAUUGGGAUUAUAAUAUUUUAUGUAGCACUUGGAUCAGAAAUCUCACUGUCUUGGUUCUUCUUAGUUAGAGUUUAAAAGACGAAUACACACACAAAAUCCCGAAAAAAAAGAAAAAUGGUAUAAAACCAUGAAAAUAGCAAUCCAUCUGUUUGUAGCGUGCCGGUUAUGAAGAGGUAGAGGGUAAAGUUUGCAAAAAAAAAAAAUGCAAUGCCACUGGAAAAAAUGUAAUGAGGAGUUGUGGUUGAGAUGAUUUCAUACUUAAUAACAGAAUGGUUUGCAAUUUCAACGUCUCAUAUUAAUUUGUGGAAACUAUAAAAAUAUCCAAUUAUAUUUCCGUGGGACAUGUUGAUGGGAUGAAACUAUAUGCUUUUGACAAUUAAGUGCCAAGCUCGCUCUAGACAUUCAAAGACAUUUUUGAAGUGCCUGUUUUUGUAACAUUAGUGGGAGUUUGCUUCUGUCACCUUUUAAUGAGGCGACUCUCUCUCUGUGUAUAGUGGACGGUUUCUCUAGUGCUCUUAAUUGAUGACUGCAAAUCAUUGUGUUACUGAUGUACACCUUCCUUUACUUGAAUUUUUACUGUGUUUUCAAAUGUAUCCAUGAUUCAAUUGUAGCUGAUAGACCCAUCUUUGGAAAAGGGAUUUUUUUCUUGUUUUUUUUUAUGUCUGGUUUACUGGUUGCAAUUAGAUUUUGUACAUUUUGUAUGAUUUUACUUUUUACCAUAUACCCAAACUGAUUAUUUUUCACUUUCCAAAGUCUCCUACCUUUGCUGUCUUUCCAAACAUUUUGAGAGUUCCUUCAUCAAAUUCCUUCCUUUUUUUUGCCUGUUUUAUACUGUAUUUAAUAGCCUAUUUAUUUUUUACUUGUAUUUAUUUAUGCUGAUAAACACUGAGCUGGGAUUAUAAUUGAAGGUUGUGCUCUCAUUCUGGAUAAUAAUAAUAAUAAAAAAGCUCUAAUGUCCCA
Molecule: messenger RNA, 4785 nt
Organism: Trematomus bernacchii (emerald rockcod)
Lineage: Eukaryota; Metazoa; Chordata; Actinopteri; Perciformes; Nototheniidae
Gene: epha2b
Product: eph receptor A2 b
Exons: 17
Coding region: 67-3069 (1000 amino acids)
Biological process (GO): protein phosphorylation; cell surface receptor protein tyrosine kinase signaling pathway; axon guidance
Cellular component (GO): neuron projection; plasma membrane
Molecular function (GO): protein binding; transmembrane-ephrin receptor activity; ATP binding
Source: RefSeq, a predicted model, not a curated record